GGGCCGAUUCUCGCGCGGGGGGGCACCACAUUUUUCCAGACAGUGGAGCAGCAUGUACAAUCAGAGCAUGUGGAGAGAAGCUCUCCUGGUGGUGACCUUGUGUGCCGGUCUAGCUCUGGCGCAGUUCCCCCGGGAGUGCGUGACCCCUGAGGGUCUGCUCAGCGGCCAGUGCUGCCCGUCCCCGACUGGGGCGGCCGGGGACGAGUGCGGCUCCAGCACGGGGAGAGGGCAGUGUGUGGCCAUCGCCGCUGACAACCGCCGCCACGGGCCGCAGUACCCGUACUCUGGACGGGACGACAGGGAGAGGUGGCCGCUGAGAUUCUUCAACCGCACCUGCCAGUGCAACGGGAAUUUCAGUGGCUACAACUGCGGGCAGUGCAGACACGGACUGACCGGGGCAAACUGCGAUCAGAGAGUCGCUGUGGUAAGGAGGAAUAUCAUGCAGAUGACUGCAGCCGAGAAGCGGGCUUUUGUGGAUGCCUUGAACCAGGCCAAGAGCACGGUGCACCCUGACCUGGUGAUCUGCACGAGGAGGUAUCAGGAAGUGUUGGGCCCGGAUGGCAACAGCCCACAGUUUGAGAACAUAACCAUUUAUAACUAUUUUGUUUGGAGCCACUACUACUCCGUCAGUAAAACCUACCUGGGGCCGGGCCAGGUCAGCUUCGGAGGCGUCGACUUCUCCCACGAGGGCCCGGGUUUUGUCACCUGGCACCGUUUUCAUCUGCUCCAACUGGAGAGAGACAUGCAGAACAUGCUGGGAGACCCCUCUUUUGCCCUGCCCUACUGGAACUUUGCCAUCGGAGGCAGCGAAUGUGACAUCUGCACCGACGACCUGAUGGGAGCCAGGAGCGCCUUCGACAUGAACUCCAUCAGCCCUAACUCCGUGUUCUCUCAGUGGAGGGUCAUCUGCGAGAGCGUGGAGGACUACGACACCUUGGGCACCAUCUGCAACAGUUCAGAGAGUAGCCCCAUCAGGAGGAACCCGGCGGGCAACGUGGCGCGCCCCAUGGUUCAGAGGCUGCCGCAGCCCCAGGACGUCCUGGACUGUCUGGAGCUAAACACCUUCGACACUCCUCCUUAUUACUCCACCUCCUCCGAGAGCUUCAGGAACACCAUUGAAGGGUACAGCGCCCCCCAGGGGAUGUACGACCCCGUCAUCCGCAGCCUCCACAACCUGGCCCACCUCUUCCUCAAUGGGACAGGGGGUCAGACUCACCUGUCUCCCAAUGAUCCCAUCUUUGUGCUGCUGCACACGUUCACCGACGCCGUCUUUGACGAGUGGCUUCGCCGACACCAACCAGGUGAUGUGGUUUACCCCGAAGAGAACGCUCCCAUCGGACACAACCGCAGGUUCAACAUGGUUCCCUUCUGGCCUCCGGUCACAAAUGCGGAAAUGUUUGUCAGCGCGCCGGAUAGUCUGGGAUAUUCCUACGAAGUCCAGUGGCCAGCUCGUCCCCUCACUCUGUCUGAGAUUAUCACUGUGGCCGUGGUGGCGGCAGUGGUGGCCGUGGCGGCGUUGGGGGGCCUCAUCGCCUGCGCAGUCCGAGCUCGUUCCCACCACUCGGCUGAGGCCCUGCAGCCGCUGCUGGGGGAAACCUUCCGCCGCUACUCAGAGGAUGACAGGAGAUUGGACAAGUCGCAGUCGGUCGUCUGAUCCCCCACACUUUCCCUAGAAAGGGGUCUUGAGAUUUGUUUGUUUUCUAAUUCAUCGGUUUCUUCUAAUAAAGUCGAACUGGUUUCAAAACCACAACUGGGAUGUGUCUGUUUUUGCAAAAGGCUGCCAUUCGAAGGGGUCAAAGGGCAGCCAGGAGGUCAUGAAAUAACAGCUGUAAUUUAGCGUUUAUGCUGCUCAGCCUCUCUAGUGUCAAAACCAUCAUUUCACAGGACAGAACGAAGGACGAAGAUUGUUUUCUGCAGAUCGCUCUGCCCACAACAUCCAACUGACUGAGAGAUAAACCCGAUAAUGUCACACAGACAAUUUGAUGCUCGUGUUCUCAUUCCUUGCAUUUCCUCUGUAAACAACAGGCGUUGGGCUGUAGAAGGAGACGGCAGUCUGGUCUUAAGACGGGCCUUUUGCUGCAGGUGCAAAUUUGUUUGUCUUUAAGCCCGAGGCCAUCUGGCAAAUCGCACCACUUAAUGUUAAUCUACCAUCCAACCACUGAUGAAGCCAGAUUUCCAUGCUGUUUUAGCAGCACACACACUGCCCCCAUGUGGAUGGAUGCAGUCCUGCAAGUAGAUUGUUUUUUUUUUCUUUUUUUUUUACACUAGUUUUAAACAGUUGCAACACGAUUUCAAAUAAAUUGAUUAGAUGUUGUUAUUGGCUCAUAGAUGCUCUAAAGGUGCUUUGGUAGUUUGGUGCUCCAUAACAGGUGUACGUUUUAGAUAAACCACAGAGAGUACACUCUAAAAUGCACUAAAA
This is a messenger RNA of Oryzias melastigma (Indian medaka), 2419 nucleotides long. RefSeq names its product tyrosinase-related protein 1b (gene tyrp1b). Bases 53 to 1654 code for a protein of 533 amino acids. Gene Ontology annotation, cellular component: melanosome. Gene Ontology annotation, molecular function: oxidoreductase activity. Gene Ontology annotation, biological process: melanosome organization; melanocyte differentiation. The record is from RefSeq and is a predicted model, not a curated record. Lineage: Eukaryota; Metazoa; Chordata; Actinopteri; Beloniformes; Adrianichthyidae. The transcript is spliced from 9 exons.